Messenger RNA from Tarenaya hassleriana, 1875 nucleotides. Its product is annotated as probable WRKY transcription factor 33. Bases 99 to 1685 code for a protein of 528 amino acids. Lineage: Eukaryota; Viridiplantae; Streptophyta; Magnoliopsida; Brassicales; Cleomaceae. Gene Ontology annotation, molecular function: sequence-specific DNA binding; DNA-binding transcription factor activity. The transcript has 6 exons. The record is from RefSeq and is a predicted model, not a curated record. Gene Ontology annotation, biological process: regulation of DNA-templated transcription.
CAGACACCACCUCUUCUUCUUAUUAUCUUCUUCUCCAAGUUUGAAAAGCCUCUAUAAGUAUCAGAGGCUGUCUCCAAAUUACAAAAACCCAUUUCCGUAUGGCAGCUUCUUCUCUUCUUUCUAUGGAAAAUAGUAGCAGCUCCAGACAGGAGAUGGGUGUUUCUGUUAACUGGGCACAGCAACAACAACAACAACAACAAAACCAAAGAACAUCUCUUGAAGAUCUUGAGAUCCCCAAGUUCAGAUCUUUUGCGCCUUCUUCUCUCUCUAUAUCUCCAUCUCUCGUCUCUCCUUCCAAUUUCAGCCCCUCUGUUUUCCUCGACUCCCCUGCCUUCGUUUCCUCUUCUAAUAACAUUCUUGCUUCUCCGACAACGGGAGCUCUGAUAACAAAUGAUCAAAGUAACCAGAAACGUAAAAAAGAGGAAGAGAUCAACAACAAGGGCUUCUUUGACUUCUCCUUCCAGACACAAUCGGUAGCUUCUGCUGCAACAGCUACCGCUUCCUCAUCUUCUUCCUCUUCUCUCUUUCCCUCCUCAACCUUUGUCUCACAGGAACAACAGAGGACGAACCAGCAAGAACUAUGGAACUCCCUGAAGCUUGAGACCCAAACUGGCUUCUCGUACGAGAAACCAGUCGACAGAUCUGAAACUGCACCUCAGAUGCUUCCUAACAACAACUCUUCAGCUCAACCAGUGGGAUCCUACAGUGCAAGGGACCAAAGGAAAGCAGAGGACGGCUACAACUGGAGGAAGUACGGACAGAAACAGGUGAAAGGAAGCGAGAAUCCUCGGAGUUACUACAAGUGCACCUACCCAAACUGCCCCACGAAGAAGAAGGUGGAGAGGUCAUUGGAUGGUCAUAUAACGGAGAUCGUGUACAAGGGAAGCCAUAACCAUCCCAAGCCUCAGUCCACCCGAAGAUCUUCUUCCGCCUCAUUUCAUUCAGCGGCGUUCAGUGCCAGCUUUGAUGCCUCUGAUAAGCCUAACAGCAACAGCUUUCAUCAGAAUGAUUCCUUUGGGAUGCAGCAAGAGGACAACACUUCUGGGUCUGUUGGAGAUGAAGAGUUCGAGCAAGGCUCCCCUGUUUUCAGCAGAGAAGAUGAAGAUUGCGGUGCUGAACCUGAAGCAAAGAGAUGGAAAGGAGAGACUGAAACUGAUGGUGUAAUGGGUACCGGAAGCAGGACGGUGAGGGAGCCAAGAAUUGUGGUGCAGACAACAAGUGACAUUGACAUCCUUGACGAUGGUUACAGAUGGAGAAAAUACGGGCAGAAAGUCGUCAAGGGAAAUCCAAACCCAAGGAGCUACUACAAGUGCACCACCGUAGGAUGUCCUGUGAGGAAACAUGUAGAGAGAGCAUCACAUGAUAUGAGAGCAGUCAUCACAACAUAUGAAGGGAAACAUAACCACGAUGUCCCCGCAGCCCGUGGCAGCGGCUAUGCCACCAAUCGAACGCUCGUUGAUUCCAACAGCGUGGCCCCUGUCCCGAUUAGGCCAUCCGCCCUUUCGAAUUACCCUAAUUCUCAAGCACCGUAUACACUUCAGAUGCUGCAGAAUCCUAAGGUUGGGACUUUCGGGUAUCCUAUGAACAACAAUAAUGCUCAGACACAACAGAACUUUCACGGAGGGUUCUCAAGAGCAAAGGAAGAACCCAACGAUGACUCCUUCUUUGAUUCAUUUUUAUCAUGAAAAAAAUUAAUCUACUCGUUGUACAUCUCAGCUAACGGGGCACUAGUGAUCAUGCAGAUGGUAAGACUAGUAGUCAUAGAGCUAUUUUUUCAUUUGUUUUCGAGCUCCACACACUUGGGCUAUGUUGUAGUGUUUGUAUCAUGUACCAUAAGACUGAAAAAACACAAUAAACCAAUAUAGACUUCCAUCA